GAGUGAGAGAAGCCGUUCUUAGAAAUGAGCCUGUUUUGAGAAAGCAGAAGUUGCUGAGAGGUCUUUUGGCUUGUUCAUGUCAGUCAGUUGUCUGCUGGCUUCUCUUCACCAUGGCAGCAGCUCUGCCUGCGUGCUACCAUGGCGCCAUGACUAAGAAGGAGUGUGAGGAUUUGCUGGGAAAGAAGAACAAGGACGGAGCUUACCUGAUCCGAGACAGCGAGACCAUCCAGGGAGCCAUGUGUCUUUGUGUCUAUAAACAGAAGGUGGUGUACACCUACAGACUGCUGCAGUCACACAAUGGAUACUACACCCUCCUGACAGCGGGGGGUUUGGAUGAGACAUUUUUUAAGAGUAUAGACGAUCUGAUUCGUCACUACAAGAGGAAGAACCAGGGUCUGGCCAUGCAUCUGCGCCACUCAGUCAAAAGGAAGACGGCCUUGCUGAUCCAGCCACAGAGAGAGCUGCAAGCACAGCCUUCAAGGUCACCUGAACAAAGGCCGCGCAGGACUGAACGUGAGCAAUGGAGGCAGCCUGACACCGUACCCGAGGAAGAACAUGAUUACGAGAAUGCUCCUGAGUCUGAGUACGUCGAAGUCCUUCCUGAUUAACGUCGGCCAUCAAACACCAAAUGAGACAUUUGGGGAAAUCAGUGACAAGAAGCUCACAGGCUUGAUCUCAUUCAGGAUGAUGACAUGUGGACGUAUACAUACUGUACCUACACACAUCAUCAUCAUCGCCAUGUGUGCUACAAGGGUAUCAAAACUUUUACUGCAGCUGAACACUGAAUUAUUCAAAAUGCUCUUGGAUCAGGAGUCCAGGAGAUGCACUGGAUUUGCAGAAAUCCAGCCUUCGACUCAGUGCUCCCAUCAGGAUGAACUGCAGUAACUCCACCGUCCUUUUUUCCUCCACUGACGUCAUCUGGUCAAAAUAUGGACCAACUGCAAUACUGUCACAAACCUGAG
This is a messenger RNA of Pelmatolapia mariae (spotted tilapia), 962 nucleotides long. RefSeq lists its product as uncharacterized. The transcript is spliced from 4 exons. Gene Ontology annotation, biological process: regulation of immune response; negative regulation of signal transduction; negative regulation of neutrophil differentiation. Bases 111 to 608 code for a protein of 165 amino acids. Gene Ontology annotation, cellular component: cytosol. Lineage: Eukaryota; Metazoa; Chordata; Actinopteri; Cichliformes; Cichlidae. The record is from RefSeq and is a predicted model, not a curated record.